Messenger RNA from Microplitis mediator, 3942 nucleotides. RefSeq names its product putative leucine-rich repeat-containing protein DDB_G0290503. Bases 39 to 3866 code for a protein of 1275 amino acids. NCBI's taxonomy places the organism in Eukaryota, Metazoa, Arthropoda, Insecta, Hymenoptera, Braconidae. The transcript has a single exon. The record is from RefSeq and is a predicted model, not a curated record. Gene Ontology annotation, cellular component: type III intermediate filament.
AUAAUAGAUAAAAAUAAAACGCAACGACUAAUCUAAUCAUGCAGGCUGAACAAAGUAAUACAUCGACAUGGUUUUUCUUACUAUUCUUAGUAGUGAUCAUAAUUGGAGGGUUGCUAUUUAUUCGUAACCAGACACAAUUUAAUGAAACUAUAAGAGAAGAAUCAUCAGAUAGUAAUCAUGAAUUAGAGGAUAUCAAGUUAGAAUUAUCGAAAAAAAGAGAAGAAUUAUCAAAUGUAAAAGAUGAAUUAUCAACCAAAUCCAAACAGCUAAGUAAACAAAUAAUCGACAAGGAUAGAGAGAUAGAAAUCGAAAAAGGAAAAGUACAAGAACUGACUAGACAAAUAGCCGACAAAGAUGAAAACAUAGAAACAGAAAAAGGAAAAGUGCAAGAACUGAAUAGAAAAAUGGCCGACAAGGAUAGAGAGAUAGAAACCGAAAAAGGAAAAGUGCAAGAACUGACUAGACAAAUAGCCGACAAGGAUGAAAAGAUAGAAACAGAAAAAGGAAAAGUGCAAGAACUGAAUAGAAAAAUAGCCGACAAGGAUAGAGAGAUAGAAACUGAAAAAGGAAAAGUGCAAGAACUGACUAGACAAAUAGCCGACAAGGAUGAAAAGAUAGAAACAGAAGAAGGAAAAGUGCAAGAACUUAAUAGAAAAAUAGCCGACAAGGAUCGAGAGAUAAAAACCGAAAAAGGAAAAGUGCAAGAACUGACUAAUCAAAUAGCCGACAAGGAUGAAAAGAUAAGAACCGAAAAAGGAAAAGUGCAAGAACUGAAUAGAAAAAUAGCCGACAAGGAUGAAGAGAUAAGAACCGAAAAAGAAAAAGUGCAAGAACUAACUAAUCAAAUAGCCGCCAAGGAUGAAAAGAUAAAAACCGAAACAAGAAAUGUGCAAGAACUGAAUAGAAAAAUAGCCGACAAGGAUAGAGAGAUAGGAAUCGAAAAAGGAAAGGUGCAAGGACUGACUAAUCAAAUAGCCGAGAAGAAUAGAAUGAUAGAAAUCGGAAAAGGAAACAUGCAAGAACUGACUAAUCAAAUAGCCGCCAAGGAUGAAAAGAUAAAAACCGAAACAAGAAAAGUGCAAGAACUGACUAAUAAAAUAGCCGAGAAGGAUAGAGAGAUAGAAAUCGAAAGAGGAAAAGUGCAAGAACUGACUAAUCAAAUAGCCGCCAAGGAUGAAAAGAUAAAAACCGAAACAAGAAAAGUGCAAGAACUGACUAAUAAAAUAGCCGAGAAGGAUAGAGAGAUAGGAAUCGAAAAAGGAAAGGUGCAAGGACUGACUAAUCAAACAGCCGAGAAGAAUAGAAUGAUAGAAAUCGAAAAAGGAAAAGUGCAAGAACUGACUAAUCAAAUAGCCGAGAAGAAUAGAGAGAUAGAAAUCGAAAAAGGAAAAGUGCAAAAACUGACUAAUCAAAUAGCCGAGAAGGAUGAAAAGAUAAAAACCGAAACAAGAAAAGUGCAAGAACUGACUAAUAAAAUAGCCGAGAAGGAUAGAGAGAUAGGAAUCGAAAAAGGAAAGGUGCAAGGACUGACUAAUCAAAUAGCCGAGAAGAAUAGAAUGAUAGAAAUCGAAAAAGGAAAAGUGCAAGAACUGACUAAUCAAAUAGCCGAGAAGAAUAGAGAGAUAGAAAUCGAAAAAGGUAAAGUGCAAAAACUGACUAAUCAAAUAGCCGAGAAGGAUGAAAAGAUAAAAACCGAAACAAGAAAAGUGCAAGAACUGACUAAUAAAAUAGCCGAGAAGGAUAGAGAGAUAGAAAUCGAAAAAGGAAAGGUGCAAAGACUGACUAAUCAAAUAGCCGAGAAGAAUAGAGAGAUAGAAAUCGAAAAAGGAAAGGUGCAAGGUCUGACUAAUCAAAUAGCCGAGAAGAAUAGAGAGAUAGAAACCGAAAAGGGAAAAGUGCAAGAACUGACUAAUCAAACAGCCGCCAAGGAUGAAAAGAUAAAAACUGAAACAAGAAAAGUGCAAGAACUGACUAAUAAAAUAGCCGAGAAGGAUCGUGAAUUAUCAAUGAUGCAAAAAACAUCAUUAGACAGACAAAGAGGAUCUAUGAUCCAAAAACUUGAUACUUCACUCAAAGGCCAGAAUUUAUCAAACAUCAAACGUAGAUUGAAACAGUUUUAUAUUAACGAUUACAAUUUAUCUAACGAUGAUAUAGUAAUUGUAGAUAACUACAAUUAUGAUUCUACUGACGAUGAAGUUCAUUGGCGUUUACGAGAUAGCAACCUACACGAUCGAUGCAUUAAAUUUUCCGAAUUCGGCAUAAAAUUAUUACGUAAUGUUAAUAAUAUUCCCAAGGACUCUAACAAAUACUUGCGUGUUAUUAAGGACAUAGUAAAGCGUGUCAGAAAUAUGAUAAAUGAAAACAUUGAAACUUUGCGAGAAAAUGAAAAUGUAAUCGAGGCAUCGGCAACAUUACUUUCAAUGCAUAUUUUGAUAUACCCGGGCGAAGCCCAAUGGAUGAACACCCACGAAACAAUAACUACAUCAAUACCCGAAAUUCCAUCAAUAAAAUCACAUAACUACUCAAUCGAAUACGGACAUUUUGAUGAAAAUAAGUACAAAAAAUUGUUAAAACUAUCAACGCCGCGUUUACUGACAAAUUACAUCAAUAAUCCUAAAGCUUAUCUUCAUGAUGUCAAUAGUGGCGCAUUAUCCGCCUUUAAUUCCACAAUAAAUAACGAUUAUUGUGAUCCUGAGAUGAUGCUGGAUGGUAUACGACAAGAUGGCUCAGCUUUUACUUUUCACCCGACGAGAAAUGUACUCCAUAUUGAUUACAGCUAUUACCUCAAAGAUGUUGUUGCUCACAUAAAAUAUCCGGAUUUUUAUGCUUCUGUUUACUCGGAACUCAACAUACCCGGUAAUUAUUAUGAUGUUGUUAAGAAAAUAGUCUCAAUAUUGAUGCACCCGAAGUUGGAUGUUGUAUUGCAUGGUUUAAUCAGUUCGGAAGGCAAAACAAAAUUAAAUUUCAAUUGGUUAGAUGUAAAGGGUGAAACGGGUUGUUAUAUUAUACCUUCUAUUGGAUUCGGUAUUCUCAAAACAAAGAAUUUAAUGUUUCCCUUAAGGAUACAGAUGUCUGGUAUUCCGACUUCCUGCUUAAAGAAAUGUGCAGGAUCGCAGGAAACAAAAUGUAAUCCAUUCGCUACAAGUAUUAUGAACAUAAGAAAAAUUUACACUCCUAUGCACAGUGGCGAUGUCAAAGAUUUCGAAAAUUGGGAUGACGUUAAAUAUCAGUCAGGUAUAAUAAGGAAAAAACAAGAUAAUAUGUAUAUGCUUUACAACGAGGAGGCCUAUUCCUAUAGUGAUUGCAAUAAUACAUAUGGGAAAAGUAACUAUAUCGGACAAUUGACUGCGAGAGAUCAAGUUAUGUUCUGGAAAAGGACUUGUGAUAUUCAUACUGCCGAUGAGAUCUCCUACCAGAUCACUGAAGUGGGAGUAUGUACACAUAAUGGGAUGGAGACUUUUUAUCAAAUUCAUAAUAAGGGUUGGCAUGAUUUGAAGUUUUGUUGUAAUGUUACAACAGGAAGUAUCACGAGCCAAGUCGCCGUAUUAAAGGAUUGUUAUAUAGACGGGUAUGAUAUCGUAAUAGUUCAAAACGCACAUGCAUCUUUUAAAUGGUAUCAGUAUGUCGAUCCCAAAGUUUAUCAAGAUUUACAAUACGAAGGCGAGAAACAGACUUUUGAGUACAAUGGUCAUAAAUAUUUUGUUGAAAAUAUUCCUGAUGAUCCACAAAGUUUCACAGUCAAACGCGGUAAUAUCGCUAAUGUUAUACUUAUUGGUAAUAAUUCCACCCGUGUUAAUGAUUCUGUAACUUAUAAAAAUGUUACCUAUUACCGUGACAAAAGAACAAUGAUGUAUGUGAAACCUUAAUUGUGUUCGUAGUAUCUAAUUAUUUUCAAGUAGAAACUGAGAUAUUAGAAAUUAAACAACGUUUUUUUUUACUUAA